Messenger RNA from Saccostrea cuccullata (small rock oyster), 2949 nucleotides. RefSeq lists its product as uncharacterized. The transcript is spliced from 2 exons. Gene Ontology annotation, molecular function: nucleotide binding; DNA-directed DNA polymerase activity; DNA binding. Gene Ontology annotation, biological process: DNA replication. The record is from RefSeq and is a predicted model, not a curated record. The coding region runs from base 1 to 2949 and encodes 982 amino acids. NCBI's taxonomy places the organism in Eukaryota, Metazoa, Mollusca, Bivalvia, Ostreida, Ostreidae.
AUGCGGAAGGAGAUAGGUAAAGCCAAUGACCAGAAGAACCAAGCCAUAGCCCUCAUGGAACAGGCCGAGUGUGAUAUUUCUCAAGCUUGUGGAUAUGCAGAGUGGACGAAAUUACAAGAGGUAUUAGCUCCUCAGUAUCGACUGAAAAUAUUUCAGUUCAAGUCUACUUCGACUAAACUCACCUUAGAGCGCAUCUUCAAAGGCUGGGGAGAUGGAACUUGUUUGAACAUUUUGUUAGACGACCAUCAUUACGAUGCCAUCCUAUCCAUGCCGGGAGUGACGGGGAACCAAUAUUACUGUGAUCAUUGCGACGUGGGGUACAGGAAUGUCACAGACCAUCGCUCCAAGUGUCCUCAUCGCUGUCCCUAUUGUUUAGGACAACACCCUAAAUGUCCCGAUGAAGGGAUCGAGAUUAAAUGCCAGGAAUGCCAUGGAAUGUUUAAGAACAGGACCUGCUACGAAAAUCAUUUAAGACCCCAUAGUAAGAAGACCACCACUACUGUCUGCAAUUUAAUGGAACAAUGCGAGAAGUGUCAGUCCUGGAUACCUAAGAAAUUAUUCCCUCAUCACAAGUGCGGAGGACAGAAACAGUGUAAGAUCUGUAAGAAAAUCGUCGAUACCGAUCAUCAGUGCUACGUACAACAGAAGCCCCAGAAGAAGAAGAAGGGGAAAGACACCUUACAGUUUUACAUCUAUUUCGAUUUCGAAUGCACUCAGGAAACCGGCAUUCACAUCCCUAAUCUUAAGAUCUUGUACAUGGAAAUAUGCGGACUGAAAUUCAUCGACUCGUAUAAUUUCUUACCGUUUGCAUUGGCCAAGAUGCCCUCCGCUUUCGGAUUCGACGAAUUGAAGAAAGGCUAUUUCCCCCACUUUUUUAAUACGGAACAGAACCAGAAUUACGUAGGACCUUAUCCACCGGCAGCUUUCUACAAUCCGGACGAAAUGUCUAUCAGUGGACGACGGGCUUUUUUUGAAUGGUACGAACAACAGAGGGGAAAAGUGUUUGAUUUCCAGAAAGAGUUUGUAGAGUAUUGUGUCUCGGACGUCGACAUUUUACGCCGAUGCUGUGCAAAGUUUAGAGCCACCCUCAAGAGUUUGGUCAAUGUGGACCCUUUCCAGGAAUCCAUCACUUUUGCCAGUGCUGCUAAUUUAGCCUACCGUCGACAAUUCAUGCCUGAAGACACCAUUGCCAUCAUUCCGAACCUCGGGUAUCAACCGGCACGACAAUAUUCGGCUAAAGCCUGUCGGUGGCUCACCUGGAUGAGUCAACAGACUGGAUGUCACAUACAACAUGCCAGAAACGGGGGCGAAGUCCAGAUCGGAAAUUAUACCGUCGACGGAUACCAGGAAGCGACUCGCACCGUCUACGAAUUUUACGGGUGCUAUUGGCACGGAUGCCCCACCUGCUAUCCCAGUUUACAGACCGAAACUCAUCCUCAUCGGACCCAAUAUACUUACCAGCAAUUACACGAAGAAACCCUCAGAAGGACUUGCGAUUUAGAAAACAUGGGGUAUACCGUCCGUGGUAUCUGGGAGCACGAUUUCGAUCAGCAAGUGCAAAAAGAUGAGAGUUUACAGCAAUUUGUAGGAAACCUGGACAUUCCGGAUCCUUUGAAACCUCGAGAAGCCCUGUACGGAGGUCGGACCAAUGCCACCCGAUUAUAUUGUGAGGAAGGGGACAUGAGAUACGUGGACGUUUGUUCCCUAUACCCUUACGUGUUGAAACACAGACCUUUUCCCGUAGGGCAUCCCGAGAUCAUCACAGACGAGUUCCAGGACGUGAGAAAUUAUUUCGGUCUCAUUCACUGUCGGGUCUUACCUCCCCGAGACCUCUAUCACCCCGUAUUACCUUAUCGGACGGGAGGCAAGUUAUUAUUUCCCUUAUGUCGCACGUGUGCCGAACGACAGGACUCUACUUCUCAAGAUCGAUGUCAACACACCGACCAGGAACGUAGUCUCACGGGUACUUGGGUGACGACCGAAUUACAUAAAGCCCUAGACAUGGGAUAUACCUUAGAUCGAAUCUACGAAGUGUGGCAUUUUAAAGAAAGCAGUCAAGAGUUAUUCAGAUCUUACAUCGAUACCUUCCUCAAGAUCAAACAGGAAGCGUCCGGAUUUCCCCCCGACUGUAAGACCUCAGAACAAGAACAAGAUUACAUUCGACAAGUGUUAUACAAAGAAGGAUUCAUGAUGGACAUUCUCAGUAUCGAGAAGAAUCCAGUGAGAAGAACCAUUGCUAAACUCUUUUUAAAUUGUCUGUGGGGAAAAUUUGCUCAACGCUUGUUAUUACCCAAAACCAGAUACUUGGACGAAGAAGAGGAAUUACAGCAACUCUUACAAGAUUCGACUCUCGACAUCAAGGGCAUGCAACUCUUAGACAAUAAAGAGAACCCCAAUGAAGACAAGAUGCUAGUGAAUUAUCAAGACAAACAGGAAUUCGUCGAAGAAUGUCCCUUUGGAAACGUGGUCCUGGCUUGUUUUACCACCGCGCAUGCCCGCUUACACCUCUACGAGACUUUACAACCUUUAGGAGAUCGGGUCCUUUAUUUCGAUACGGACAGUAUCAUUUACCAACAUCGGGAAGGAGCCUUUAAUCCUACCUUGGGUAAUAGUUUAGGAGAAUGGACCGACGAAUUAGACGGGGAUCACAUCAUCAAAUUCAUGUCGGCAGGCCCUAAAAAUUAUGGUUACCGGACGGCCAAAGGAACCGAGGUUCAUAAAGUCAAAGGAAUCACUCUCAACUAUCGUACCUCCCAGAUCGUGUCCCUAGAGACUUUAGAAAAAAUGCUCAAAGGAGAAAUAGAGGAAGUCACAGUAACUUAUCCCAACAAAAUCCAGAGGACUCGUGAUCAUGAGCUCGUGACCAAACCAUUAGAGAAAAAGUAUAGAAUUGUAUAUGAUAAGAGACAAUUGUUACCCUCUUAUAACACUUUACCUUAUGGUUAUUGA